Molecule: messenger RNA, 1539 nt
Organism: Poecile atricapillus (Black-capped chickadee)
Lineage: Eukaryota; Metazoa; Chordata; Aves; Passeriformes; Paridae
Gene: PITPNB
Product: phosphatidylinositol transfer protein beta
Exons: 11
Coding region: 107-925 (272 amino acids)
Biological process (GO): phospholipid transport
Cellular component (GO): cytoplasm
Molecular function (GO): phosphatidylinositol binding; phosphatidylcholine binding; phosphatidylinositol transfer activity
Source: RefSeq, a predicted model, not a curated record
GGCACCCGGCGCGUGCGCGCCUCCGGGCGAGGCGCGAGCGCGAUUGGGCGCGCGGGCGCGGGCGGGGCCCGGCUCGGGAGCGGCGCGUGCGCGGAGCGGCGGGAAGAUGGUGCUGAUCAAGGAGUUCCGAGUGGUUUUACCUUGCUCUGUGCAAGAGUAUCAAGUUGGGCAACUUUAUUCUGUGGCAGAAGCUAGCAAAAACGAAACAGGAGGUGGGGAAGGAAUUCAGGUCUUAAAAAAUGAGCCUUAUGAACAGGAUGGCGAGAAGGGACAAUAUACUCACAAAAUCUAUCAUUUAAAGAGUAAAGUCCCUGGGUUUGUAAGGAUGAUUGCUCCAGAAGGCUCCCUGGUGUUCCACGAGAAGGCCUGGAAUGCGUAUCCCUACUGUAGAACAAUUGUGACAAAUGAAUACAUGAAAGAUGACUUCUUCAUAAAAAUUGAGACCUGGCAUAAACCAGAUUUGGGAACAACAGAGAACGUUCACAAUUUAGAUCCAAACACAUGGAAGAGUGUUGAGGUUGUCCAUAUUGACAUUGCAGAUAGAACUCAAGUAGAACCAGGAGACUACAAAGCUGAUGAGGAUCCUGCAUUAUUCCAGUCAGUUAAGACGAAGAGAGGACCUCUGGGGCCAAACUGGAAGAAGGAGUUAGCAACUGAUGAGGAGUGUCCCAAAAUGUGUGCUUACAAAUUGGUGACCAUCAAAUUUAAGUGGUGGGGACUGCAGAACAAAGUUGAAAACUUUAUACAAAAGCAAGAAAAAAGGAUAUUUACCAACUUCCACCGCCAGCUGUUCUGUUGGAUUGACAAGUGGAUUGAACUGACUAUGGAGGACAUCAGGAGAAUGGAGGAUGAAACCCAGAAGGAGCUGGAAGCGCUGCGUAACCAAGGCCAAGUGAGAGGAACGAGUGCUGCCAAUGACGAGUGACGCCGGACGGACGCCGGUGCCGGAUCUUGGCUGUGUGUGUGGGUGCAUGACUCUGUAUAUAACUACACACACACAUGCAGACAGAAGGGGUGGUUACAGUGUCUCCGGGUGCUAUACCUGUCCUAGCAAAGAUCCCAAGGAAACUGCUUUCAUUAUGUAUACCCCAAGCAAAUAAAAAAUCAACUGAGUAGUGUCAUUUAAAGGAUGAAUUUUGCUAACUGGUAUGUUCAUGAAUGUCAAUACUGGACCAAUUUUUGCCCUACUUGUUUCCUCUCCUGUCCAAGUCACUCUGCUCUAACUUGCCCAUCUCUCAUUGUAAAGGAACACUCAAACAAGUUAAUUUCAGUUUUAUGUCUUCCCUAUGUGAUGAGUUUUUGGAAUAGGAACAAUGAAUGUAUUUAUAGCUAUUUAUUUCUGGAUUGUCAUUUUCCUCUAGUCAAAUCAGAAAAAAAAAAUUUCUAUUAGUGGAAAUUGGAAGACUUUUACUGUUGAAUAAGUUUAACCCAAACUUUACCCACUCACUGAUUUAAAAGAAAAAAUCAUGUUUUAUUGGACUUUUGUACAUUGAAAUGCUAACAGUUUUCUUCAUUAAAAUUGGCAAGAUUAAGGAAAAA